Messenger RNA from Triticum turgidum subsp. durum (durum wheat), 543 nucleotides. The record is from the annotation of a GenBank genome assembly. Lineage: Eukaryota; Viridiplantae; Streptophyta; Magnoliopsida; Poales; Poaceae.
AUGGCCAGGAAGGGCGGAGAGAGGAAGAAGGCGGUGACCCGGUCCGUCAAGGCCGGCCUCCAGUUCCCCGUCGGCCGCAUCGGGCGCUUCCUCAAGAAGGGCCGCUACGCGCAGCGCGUCGGCUCCGGCGCCCCCGUCUACCUCGCCGCCGUCCUCGAGUACCUCGCCGCCGAGGUGCUGGAGCUCGCCGGCAACGCCGCCAAGGACAACAAGAAGAGCCGCAUCGUGCCGCGCCACCUGCUCCUCGCCAUCCGCAACGACCAGGAGCUCGGCAAGCUGCUCGCCGGCGUCACCAUCGCGCACGGCGGCGUGCUGCCCAACAUCAACCCCGUGCUGCUCCCCAAGAGGGCCCUCGAGAAGGCCGAGAAGGAGGCCCAGUCGCCCAAGUCGCCCAGGAAGAAGACCGAGAAGAAGGCCCCCGCCCCCGCCGCCAAGAAGACCCCCAAGAAGAAGACCGCCGCCGACAAGAAGACCACCGCCGCCGACAAGAAGGCCGCCGCCGACGCCGAGAAGGAGGCCGCCGCCGCCGCCGCCGAGGAGUAG